Messenger RNA from Maudiozyma saulgeensis, 897 nucleotides. NCBI's taxonomy places the organism in Eukaryota, Fungi, Ascomycota, Saccharomycetes, Saccharomycetales, Saccharomycetaceae. The record is from the annotation of a GenBank genome assembly.
AUGUCAAAUAAUACACAGCCUAUAAAAUAUCCUUGGUGGUACGGUGGUGCCGCUGGUUGUUUCGCUACAGUUGUUACACAUCCAUUAGAUCUGGCGAAAGUCAGAUUACAAGCUGCUCCUUUACCAAAACCAACUAUUGGUGGUAUGAUAACAGGCAUAUUAAAACACGAAGGUGUAGUCGGAUUGUAUUCUGGUUUAAGCGCUGCCCUUUUAAGACAAUGUACUUAUACAACAGCUAGAUUUGGUGCAUAUGAUUUAAUCAAACAAAAAUUGAUUCCAAAUAAUCAAUUAACUAAUAUGGUAUACUUACUACCAAGUUCAAUGAUCAGUGGUGCAAUUGGUGGAUUUGUUGGAAAUUUUGCAGACGUUGUAAAUAUUAGAAUGCAAAAUGAUUCUGCUUUAGAGGUAACACAACGUAGAAAUUAUAAAAAUGCAUUAGAUGGUGUUUAUAAAAUUUAUAGAUUUGAAGGUGGAAUUAAGACACUUUUAACUGGUUGGAAACCAAAUAUGGUUAGAGGGGUAUUAAUGACUGCAAGUCAAGUUGUCACUUAUGAUGUAUUCAAAAAUUAUUUAGUGACACAAUUGAAUAUGGAUCCAUCAAAAAACACAACACAUUUUUCUGCAUCUCUAUUAGCUGGGUUAGUCGCCACUACAAUUUGUUCUCCUGCUGAUGUUAUUAAGACAAGAAUCAUGAACGCUAAGGAUGAACAUAGAUCCGCAAUGCAAAUUUUAAGGACUGCUGUGAAAAAUGAAGGUCCUUCCUUUAUGUUCAGAGGUUGGUUACCAAGUUUUACAAGAUUAGGUCCUUUCACUAUGUUAAUCUUUUUCGCAAUUGAACAAUUGAAAAAACAUAAAGUUGGGAUGCCAAAGGAAAUAAAAGAAAAUUCAUUAAAUUAA